AUGGAAAAGUCAGAGAUGGGCACCGCCAACAAGCCGGUCGCGGAGAACUCCUCCAUGGACCAGGUCCAGCAGCAAACCUCCAUCACCUCGGGGGAGUCGGUGCAUGAGAAGAAGCCGUGGUGGCAUCCGGUCAUUGAGCCUGGAUCCGCGGUUCAAAUCAUCAUCGCCGCCGCCAUCGCCGUGGGUAUUGGCCUGGGUGUCAAGUCCGUCCACCCGAACAUCCCCUCGGCGGCGACCACCAUCCUCAUCAUCCCUGGAAACCUCUGGUUGAGGGCUCUCAAGGCUGUUGUCCUACCCCUCAUCGUGACGGCCAUGAUUCUCGCCGUUCAGAAACUGAAGGAAAUCAGCCACGGUGGUGCCAAGCUGGCCAAAUGGACCAUCGGCUACUACGUCAUCACCACCAUCGUCGCCAUCGUCCACUCCAUCAUCAUGACCUCCCAGGUCUGGGCGCGCCUCAUGACCGCCGCCUCCGCGGACUCCAUCAACGUCGACGGCAUGACCGAGAAGGACAAGGAGGCCUACGAAGAGCGCCAGGACCAGGACAUCGCAGCCACUGUGACCGAGCUCUUCAACUCCCUCAUCCCGGCCAACGUCGUCGACGCCCUCGCGUCGGACCACCUGCUCGCCGUCCUCGUCACCGCCGUCGUGGUAGGCUACCUCCUCGAUGACCGCGGCGGCAAGUCUUCCAUCCUGAAGGCAUGCCGCGAGAUCGAGGCUCUCAUCAUGGUCAUCAUCACGUUCCUCAUCAAGCUCGCCCCCAUCGGUGUCUUCUUCCUCAUCUUGCCCAACAUGUUCAAGCUCGACAUCAACGAUAUCGGCGUAAACCUGGGUAUUCUGAUGGGCGGAGCCAUCAGCUCGAUGUUCCUGCAUCUCUUCAUCAUCCUUCCCAUCAUCUUCUACGCCUUCACUCGCCAGAACCCUUACACUCUCUGGUUCUCGUGCUCCCCCGCCUGGCUGACGGCGUGGGGUACGGCUUCGUCCGCUGCCACACUAUCCGUGACGAUGAAAUGCGUCCGCGAAACACUCCGCGUGCCAAACACCAUCACCAAGUUCGCAGUGCCUCUGGGAUGCCUGGUGAACAUGGACGGAACGGCCAUCUACUUCCCCAUCGUCGUCGUCUUCCUCGCCCAGACGCAGGGCCACGUGCUCAACGCGGCGGACUACAUCAUCAUCCUCCUGCUCUCGACGCUGGCCUCCAUCGGCACGACCCCGAUCCCCAGCUCCUCUCUGGUCCUGACCGUCAUGAUCUCCUCCAGCGUCGGCAUCCCGCCCAGCGGCAUGUACGGCGUCGUCGUCGCCAUCGACUGGUUCAUCGAUCGUUUCCGCACCGCGACUAACGUCAGUGGUGAUCUGUUCGCCGCCGUCAUCGUCGCGAAGAUGACGGGCAUCGAGGAUCCCGAGGAUGGGUCGGAGGAUGAGGUCGCUGAGGUCAGGCAGAACGACGAGCGUGUCUAA
Colletotrichum karsti is the source of this 1455-nucleotide messenger RNA. RefSeq names its product glutamate transporter. Gene Ontology annotation, molecular function: neutral L-amino acid transmembrane transporter activity; glutamate:sodium symporter activity; L-glutamate transmembrane transporter activity. The coding region runs from base 1 to 1455 and encodes 484 amino acids. Lineage: Eukaryota; Fungi; Ascomycota; Sordariomycetes; Glomerellales; Glomerellaceae. Gene Ontology annotation, biological process: L-glutamate transmembrane transport. The record is from RefSeq and is a predicted model, not a curated record. Gene Ontology annotation, cellular component: plasma membrane. The transcript is spliced from 3 exons.